CGCCGCGCAGCGCACAUGUCUCUGCUCGCGCUAAACACAUAAGUACGCGCGUGAAAAAAAAAGAAGCCAACCGCAUUUGAAAAAAAAAAAAAUUCAAAUUCUACGGUCGCUCUUCAAAGAAGCACUCGCCUUCAAAGCCUUUUGACAAAUAAAGGGUGUUCCAUUUCUGAAGCCGCGCUUGGUCGCUUAUUCGGAAAAUUAUGAAAGUGAUGUGAAAUGUGUUUCUCUUCAGAACUCAGAAUUUACUUUGUAUAUUUUGCUGGUGACUACAAAAGCUAUUGUUCGAGUUUUGUCUGAAUCUAAGUACAAAAAGAAAAGCGGCUGAGUAAUCAAGUUAGAUGUGUGUUCAACAUAAUAUACAACGGUACACAACAUGACGGCAAAGUUCGGCUAUGUUACCACAGCUUGCCGUCUCUGCGAAGAUAUUGUGCCUCCUGAUGGUGGUGAUCUGCGGUGCGGUGCCAUCGGUGUUCCGGCAAAGUCGCCUAUACAGCCAGUGCUCCCAUAUGUACGUCAACGUGUAUCCAAACGGUACCGUCAUGGCUCGCUCCGAUGGAAACGACCAGCCGAAUCUCACCAUCAGCUCGCGCUUCAGCCUAGAACUGCUAAUAUACUCGCCCAUUCAAGACAUGUAUCUCUGUUUCAAUCGAUCCCGGCUUGUCGGCAGGCGACUGACACGUUUCCAAGCAGAGAAGCAGCCCAACUGCCUAUUCAAAGAGGAAUUUGUCGACGGCUACAACAGAUACCGACUCGCGAACAACAAAAACAGGUACAUAGGGUUCAACCGGCGCGGGAUGCAGUUGCGUCGUGGCAAGAACAACGUUCCGGAGAGAAUGCACAAGUGUUUCUCCUUCAUGAACGAAGCCCACGACUUCGACAUCAACAGACACAACAGCAUGCUCGCCAAUACCAAGUGGCGCUCACAGCGUAGACGGCCUCCAGCGCAGAACUCCAUCAAGCCUCCGUGCCGCGGAGUGCGCCACCACCACGCCAGGCAUCAGAGGCGGAGGAACUGCGAGGGCACGUAGACAACCUCUCUCGAUAAUUAGCAGCUUCAAGCUUCAACGCUUCGCGCGUUUCGUUGCCAGAGCUGUCGAUGGACUUUGUGAGUGGACAGAGUAUUAGUCAACUACCGCAGUAUUAUUACAGUGACGUGGACAGUGAUAGCAUUAGGUGGGGCGCGGUGGCCGCGGCGUUUCAAACGCCGCAUGAAUGGUAGCUGAAGCGAUAGAGCAAACAUUUGAAUGGGGUAAAAAAAAAACGCCGAGCCGAGACGUCGUCCGGAGCUGUGAAAUUCCUUAAGGUCGUGUAACAUCGUGGCGCUCGUUUGUUCGUGUGCUAUCGACCGGGCCUGUGCACUAAAAGGAAAAAAGGUUUUCUGUGGAAAGAACAAAUAGUAGUCUCGGUCGUCACGAGUGUUCCGACAGACCACCGUUGCACUCGGAUGCUCGCUGGCGCGCCGACACUCGACGGCCGAGCUGUGAGCCACCCACCAGCAUUACAUGAACUACAUCCCAUAC
This is a messenger RNA of Bombyx mandarina (wild silkworm), 1520 nucleotides long. RefSeq lists its product as uncharacterized. The record is from RefSeq and is a predicted model, not a curated record. Gene Ontology annotation, molecular function: growth factor activity. Lineage: Eukaryota; Metazoa; Arthropoda; Insecta; Lepidoptera; Bombycidae.